GUUUGUCAAGGCUUAAUGUGUUCUUAUUUGGUUUCAGUAUAUAAGAAGAGUCUUGGAGAUGACAUUAGUUCUGAAACAUCUGGAGAUUUCCGGAAGGCUCUGUUGACUUUGGCAGAUGGCAGAAGAGAUGAGAGUCUGAAAGUGGAUGGGCAGCUGGCCAAAAAGGAUGCCCAGAUUCUCUAUAAUGCUGGGGAGAACAGAUGGGGCACAGAUGAAGAUAAAUUCACCGAGAUCCUGUGUUUAAGGAGUUUUCCUCAACUGAAACUGACAUUUGACGAAUACAGAAAUAUUAGCCAGAAGGACAUUGAGGACAGCAUAAAAGGAGAAUUGUCUGGGCAUUUUGAAGACCUACUUCUGGCCAUAGUUCACUGUGCCAGAAACAUGCCUGCCUUUUUAGCUGAAAGACUGUAUCAGGCUUUAAAGGGUGCUGGAACCGACGAGUUUACUCUGAACCGAAUAAUGGUGUCCAGAUCAGAAAUAGACCUUCUGGACAUUCGAGCAGAGUUUAAGAAGCAUCAUGGCUAUUCCCUAUAUUCGGCAAUUAAAUCGGAUACUUCUGGAGACUAUGAAAUCACACUCUUAAAGAUCUGUGGAGGAGAUGACUGAGUCAAGAACAUAAUCUCCAAAGGUCGCUGCGCCCAUGAUGGGCCUUUCCAACAGCUCUGCUUACUCCUUUCUCAGAGUAUUUAAAAUUACAAGCAAGUGUAAACAGCAAACUGUUUUCCUAACAGACAUUUUCAUCAUUCCAUAAUAACAACAAAAAGUGAUUAUAGUAGAGCACCUCAGCAUCAUGUAGUAAUUCAUAACUGAAACUUUUAAAUGGUAUGAAGGAUCUGCUAAUACAAGUUAUUUUUCUGCUCAGGAAGUGAGAAUCUUUGUAAAAUUCUAACACAUUAAAUGUGUAAUCAGUCAAUAAAAGUUGUUGCCUUUGUGAAA
Molecule: messenger RNA, 936 nt
Organism: Leptonychotes weddellii (Weddell seal)
Lineage: Eukaryota; Metazoa; Chordata; Mammalia; Carnivora; Phocidae
Source: RefSeq, a predicted model, not a curated record